Rhizophagus irregularis DAOM 181602=DAOM 197198 is the source of this 211-nucleotide messenger RNA. RefSeq lists its product as uncharacterized. The record is from RefSeq and is a predicted model, not a curated record. Gene Ontology annotation, molecular function: protein binding. Lineage: Eukaryota; Fungi; Glomeromycota; Glomeromycetes; Glomerales; Glomeraceae.
ACUAUUGAAGUUGGUAAAGAUCCUAACGUAAAAAUAUUUCGUGCACAUAUGAUUAUCCUAUGUCAUCGUUCUCCAUUUUUACGGAGAACUUUAACUUCGAAUAAAAAGAAUAAUGAUGUCUUAGCUCAUAUUAAAUUACCAAAUAUUUUACCAAAAACCUUUCAAAUUAUUUUAAGGUAUCUUUAUGGUGGAAUUCUUUCAUUAAAUGGAC